GCCCGUACUGAGCGCACGUCGCGUGUGUACCGCAGCCUACUCUCCCGUACAAUACAACCGUGCAAAGUGCAGUGAUAGUGCGUUUUGGAUGCCAUGUGAUAAAAACAAACAGUUUUUCUUGUUAACUGUGUAACGAGGAGUUUGCGUGAUUGGGAACCAAUUAGGUGCCGUGCCGUGUAGAGCUGCGAGCCAAGUGCGCGAGUGAGUUAGUGUAGUGACCGGGCAUGUGGCGGUGAAGCGAUGCGCGAACGGUGCCGCGGCGCGGCGCUCGCGCUGCUGCUGCUGACACACUUCUCUCCAGUGACAAGUGACGUCGCCGGCGGCGCGCCGAUCAACUCUCUUCCAGGCGGCGUCGCCGCGCGCCUCGCGCCGUCCUUUGACGCCGCCACGCCGAGAAACGUCACAGCACUAGUGGGCAAGUCGGCGUACCUGAGCUGCCGCGUGCGGAACCUUGGGAAUAGAACGGUAUCCUGGAUCCGUCACCGGGACCUCCACAUCCUAACCGUAGGCGGCUACACGUACACCUCCGACCAACGGUUCCAAGCUACCCACUCGCCUCAGACUGACGACUGGACGCUACACAUCAAAUGGGCUCAGCAACGCGACGCUGGCGUUUACGAAUGUCAGGUGUCGACGCAGCCUGUGCGGUCCUUCUUCGUGACGCUGCACGUUGUUGUGCCAUCAGCACGCAUCCUAGGCGGGCCGGAUCUGCACGUGGACAUGGGAUCCACCAUCAACCUGACCUGCCUCAUUCAGUUCAGUCCUGAGCCACCAGCCUAUAUCUUCUGGUACCACGAGGACGAGCAGGUGAUAUCGUACGACUCGUCCCGCGGCGGCGUCUCCGUGGUGACUGAGAAGGGGGCGGCCACCACCAGCUAUCUCCUGGUGCAGGAUGCAGCUCCGGCUGACUCUGGCCGGUACUCCUGCUCCCCUUCUAAUGCUGAGGUCGCUUCAGUGCGAGUUCAUGUGCUCAAUGGCGAACGGCCAGCAGCAAUGCAGACAGGCUCCGCCGGUCUCUCCAACAGCUCGCAUUGCAUCGCGGCGCUGCUGGCGCUGGCGGCGCUGCACGCGCGCUGGCUCCGCGCGUGUCUCGACAGCUGAUCACCGCGCGGCUGAGCUCGGCCGGUGUAAUAUAAAACGUCGUUGUAUUAAGCAUAGGCUAGCGUCUGCUGAAUUUUAGGUUAAGAUGGGAUAUGUGGUUUAAAACCUCAUUUUGUUUUUGAAAGAGUGAGCCACAUUUGGAAGUUUGUCGGGAAAGCAUUAAGCUGGCGGCGCUACAUGAAGCGCCACUUAGCCUAGCUGUUAUAUUUUAAAUCCUCAUUGUAAAAAGCAUAAGACAGCGUCUGCUGGACUUUAGGUUAGUGUCCCUGGAAGUUUAGAUUCAGUUCUCGGUUUCUGUGUAAGUUUAACAACUUGAAAUUGUAAAGGCAAAUAAGUUUGUCAAGAAAGCAUUUUGAAGAGAAAAUUUACUUUUGAGGACUAUUUUAGGCUAUAAUGAUGUUCAUUUGUUUUGUUUUCAAAAAGGUCAUAGCCAACAAAUGAUGAGUUGAAGGUUUUAAAUU
Molecule: messenger RNA, 1562 nt
Organism: Cydia strobilella
Lineage: Eukaryota; Metazoa; Arthropoda; Insecta; Lepidoptera; Tortricidae
Product: zwei Ig domain protein zig-8-like
Exons: 7
Coding region: 241-1101 (286 amino acids)
Biological process (GO): synapse organization
Cellular component (GO): neuron projection membrane
Source: RefSeq, a predicted model, not a curated record